Scomber scombrus (Atlantic mackerel) is the source of this 3504-nucleotide messenger RNA. Its product is annotated as myosin-11-like. Gene Ontology annotation, biological process: vesicle transport along actin filament; actin filament organization. NCBI's taxonomy places the organism in Eukaryota, Metazoa, Chordata, Actinopteri, Scombriformes, Scombridae. The record is from RefSeq and is a predicted model, not a curated record. Gene Ontology annotation, molecular function: microfilament motor activity; ATP binding; actin filament binding. Gene Ontology annotation, cellular component: myosin complex; cytoplasm; actin cytoskeleton.
AACAUGGCCGACCCCGCCGACGACAGCAAGUUCCUUUACCUGGAUAACGACUUCCGCAACAGCAGCGUGGCGCAGGCCGACUGGGCCGCCAAGAAGCUGGUGUGGGUGCCGUCGGAGCGGGACGGCUUCGAGCAGGCCAACAUCAAAGAGGAGAAGGGUGAUGAGGUGCUCGUGGAGCUUUCCAACGGUCAGAAGAUGAAAGUGAACAAGGACGAGAUCCAGAAGAUGAACCCGCCCAAGUUCAGCAAGGUGGAAGACAUGGCGGCCCUCACCUUCCUCAACGAAGCCUCCGUCCUGCACAACCUGCGAGAGAGAUACUUCUCCAGCCUGAUCUAUACGUACUCGGGUCUGUUCUGCGUGGUGGUGAAUCCCUACAAGAUGCUGCCAAUCUACUCUGAAAAGAUAAUAGAGAUGUAUAAAGGCAAGAAGCGUCACGAGGUGCCGCCGCACAUCUACUCCAUCACAGACAACGCCUACAGGAACAUGAUGCAAGACCGUGAGGAUCAGUCUAUUCUCUGCACAGGUGAGUCUGGAGCAGGAAAGACAGAAAACACCAAGAAGGUGAUUCAGUACCUGGCCGUCAUCGCUUCUUCACACAAAGGCAAAAAGGAAGCAAACCCUCAGCAGCAGGGAGGAAAUCUGGCUUAUGGGGAGCUAGAGAAGCAGCUGCUGCAGGCCAAUCCCAUCCUGGAGGCUUUCGGUAACGCCAAAACCAUCAAGAACGACAACUCCUCCCGAUUUGGAAAGUUCAUCAAGCUCAACUUUGACGUGACCGGCUACAUCGUCGGGGCCACUAUUGACACCUACCUGCUGGAGAAGUCUCGCUGUAUCCGUCAGGGCAACACCGAGCGAGCCUUUCACAUCUUCUAUUACAUGGUGGCCGGAGCCAAAGACAAGAUGAGGGAGGAGCUGCUGCUGGAGGACUUCAGCAGCUAUCGUUUCCUGGUUGCGGGACAUGUGGAGGUCCGUGGAGGUCCCGGUCAGGAGGAGGACGAGAUGUUAGAAGAGACUCUGGAGGCCAUGACGAUCAUGGGCUUCACUGAGGAAGAGAGAAUAGGCAUGUUUAAGGUGGUGUCCACUGUCCUCCAGCUGGGCAACAUCAAGUUUGAGAAGGAGAGGAACAACGAGCAGGCGACCAUGCCUGACAACACCGCUGCCCAGAAGGUGUGUCACCUGCAGGGCAUCAACGUGACCGACUUCACCCGGGCCAUCCUCACCCCCAGGAUCAAAGUGGGCCGGGAGGUGGUGCAGAAGGCGCAGACCAAGCAGCAGGCUGAUUUUGCGGUGGAGGCUCUGGCUAAGGCCAUGUACGAACGUCUGUUUCGUUGGAUCCUCGCCAGAGUCAACAAGACGCUGGACAAGAGCAAGAGGCAGUCGUCGUCCUUCUUGGGCAUCCUGGACAUCGCUGGCUUUGAGAUUUUUGAGGACAACUCAUUCGAGCAGCUCUGCAUCAACUACACCAACGAGCGUCUGCAGCAGCUCUUCAACCACACCAUGUUCGUCCUGGAGCAGGAGGAGUACAAGAGGGAGGGCAUCGAGUGGAACUUCAUCGACUUCGGCCUGGAUCUGCAGCCCUGCAUCGAGCUCAUCGAGAGGCCGAACAACCCUCCAGGCAUCCUGGCCCUGCUGGACGAGGAGUGCUGGUUCCCCAAAGCCACUGAUCUUACCUUCGUGGACAAGCUGCUGAACACUCACACCGGUCACGUUAAGUUCACUAAACCCAAACAGCACAAAGACAAGCUGAUGUUCAGUGUUCUGCACUACGCUGGAAAGGUGGACUAUAAUGCAGCAAACUGGUUGACGAAGAACAUGGACCCUCUGAACGACAACGUGACAGCUCUGCUCAACAACUCAUCCAACAACUUCAUCCAGGACCUGUGGAAAGACGCGGAUCGAGUGGUGGGUCUGGAUACCAUGAACAAGAUGUCAGAGAGUUCGGUCCCCACUAAAUCCAAGAAGGGUAUGUUCCGUACAGUCGGCCAGCUGUACAAGGAGUCUCUGGGCAAGCUGAUGACCACGCUGCACAACACGCAACCAAACUUUGUCCGCUGUAUCAUCCCCAACCACGAGAAGAGGGCUGGUAAGAUGGACUCCAACUUGGUGCUGGAGCAGCUCCGGUGCAACGGUGUGCUGGAGGGCAUCCGAAUCUGUCGGCAGGGAUACCCGAACCGCAUCGUGUUCCAGGAGUUCAGGCAGAGAUAUGAGAUCCUGGCUGCUAACGCCAUCCCGAAAGGCUUCAUGGACGGGAAGCAGGCGUGCAGUCUGAUGGUAAAGCAUCUGGAUCUGGAUCCUAACCUGUUUCGUAUUGGUCAGAGUAAGAUGUUCUUCAGGACCGGCGUUCUGGCUCAGCUGGAGGAGGAGAGAGACCUCAAACUGACGGUGGUCAUCAUCUCCUUCCAGGCUCAAGCAAGAGGCUUCCUGGGCCGCAAUACCACGCUGUCCACACAGAGCCAGGUGAAGGAGGUGCAGAGGGACCUGGAGGAGUCACGUGCAGCCCAGAAGGAGGUGCUGAUCAGCCAGGAGUCUGAGCGCAGAGCCAAGGCGAUGGAGGCCGACGUCGUCCAGCUGCAUGAGAUGUUGGCAGCAGCCGAGAGAGCUCGUAAGCAGGCGGAGGCGGAGAGAGACGAGCUGUCCGAAGAAAUGGCCAGUAACUCCUCCGGAAGGACCCUGAUGUCUGAUGAGAAGCGUCGGCUGGACUCUAAGAUCAGCCAGCUGGAGGAGGAGCUGGAGGAGGAGCAGGCCAACGUGGAGAGCCUCAACGACCGUCUGAGGAAGAGCCAGCAGCUGGUGGAGCAGCUGAGUUCGGACCUGUCCACAGAGAAAUUCUCCUCUCAGAGCCGGGAGGGAUCCAGGCAGCAGCUGGAGAGACAGAAUCGAGAGCUGAAGGCCAAACUGCAGGAGGCGGAGGGCCAGGGCCGCACCAAGCUCAAGUCCGCCAUCGCCGGCCUGGAGGCCAAACUGAGAGAGGCGGAGGAGCAGCUGGAGAUCGAGAGCAGAGAGCGUCAAGCCAACGGCAAGAACCUGCGUCAGAAAGAGAAGAAACUGAAGGAUUUCACCGUCCAGAUGGAGGAUGAGAGGAAGCAGGCGCAGCAGUACAAAGACCAGGCGGAGAAGAGCAGCCUGCGGGUGAAGCAGCUGAAGCUUCAGCUGGAGGAGGCGGAGGAGGAGGCGCAGCGCAUGGCGGCCGGCCGCAGGAAACUGCAGAGAGAGCUGGACGAGUCGAGCGAGGGCAACGAAGCUCUCAACAGAGAAGUGUCUUCACUCAGGAGCAAACUGAGGCGUGGCGGGGAGGCGGGUUUCAGCAGUCCCAGUCCGAGGAGCAGCGGCAGCAUCAGGAGUUUGGGGCUCGGAGGAGGAGGAGGAGGAAGCAUCAGCCGGAGGAGCGCCAUCAGAGAGAACUCAGUGGAGCUCCAGGAGGAAGAGCCUCGCUCCCCGUCUCCACCAACCUGCGACUCCCCUGCGGAGCCACGCGGAGAAGUCUACACCUGCUCCCCCGACGAGUAG